This is a messenger RNA of Bicyclus anynana (squinting bush brown), 2795 nucleotides long. Its product is annotated as gastrula zinc finger protein XlCGF57.1. Gene Ontology annotation, biological process: regulation of transcription by RNA polymerase II. Bases 137 to 1876 code for a protein of 579 amino acids. NCBI's taxonomy places the organism in Eukaryota, Metazoa, Arthropoda, Insecta, Lepidoptera, Nymphalidae. The record is from RefSeq and is a predicted model, not a curated record. Gene Ontology annotation, cellular component: nucleus. The transcript has 5 exons. Gene Ontology annotation, molecular function: RNA polymerase II cis-regulatory region sequence-specific DNA binding; DNA-binding transcription activator activity, RNA polymerase II-specific; zinc ion binding.
UGCUUUCCAUUGCUUUCCUUUCCUUUAUAAAAUGGCGGAGCUUCGAUCGUGUAGCGUCGAUUGCUUCUUAUUUGUUUUAUUCCAAUUAUUUACGUAUUGAAUAUGUUUUAGUGAUAAGUUAGUGUAAUUAGACAUAAUGGAGGGUGUUUUAAGUGACGGUAUGUGCCGGUGUUGUGCAUCCGAGGGCAGUUUCAAAGACUUCCAAGUUCCAUACCAAUGGAUGGGCGCAGAAGAAAUUUACGCAAAUAUGCUAAAGGAUUGCUUUGAUUUAACACUGUCAAUAUCUGAGGAAAUCAACAAUGGUGGCAUAUGCGAGGUGUGCAUCACUCAGCUGCGGAAUGCGUGCAACUUCAAGCGUCAGGUGCAGAAGACGGAGGAGAAGUUCAAGAGGAAAAUGGAGGAGAGCAGCUUCAAAACGGACUCAAUCAAAAUGGAGGUGACCCGUUUCGACGAUGACGACUCUAACAUGUCAGCCGAUGAAUUCUCCAGCCAGGAAUACGAAGUACCCAUAAAAGUGGAGAAACUUGAUGAAAAGCCCAGAAAGCGUCAGGCCGCCGCUAAAGCCUCCACGUCGAAGGCCAAGAAGAGCAAGGCCUCCGCCGAGACUUCUGUCAAACGUGUCGAGACAGAAAAGAGUUUCAUUGAGAUCAGUAUCAAAGCGGAACCGAUCUCUGACACCGAAAACGAGGAGCAGAGCAUAACGACCAAUAAACUAGAGCUGGUCAAUCAGACCACAACUACCAUCAAAAUAGAGCCAAUGGUCAAUGAAAGCAUCGAUGAAAAGAAAGCACUGAAUAAGAAACACAAAAAGGAGCAAAAGAUUGCAAUGGAAAAGCAUCUGAAAAACAUAAGCACAAUACUAUUAAACACUAAUGCCACUCCGAUAAGAUAUCACGAUGGUGCCAAUUAUGUCUGUGCCAUGUGCCCAGAGACGUAUCCUCUACCUUCGGAUUUAAAAGCCCACGUGUUAGAAGAACACGACGAAAUGGACAAAUCCUCCUUUAUGGAAGGGCACAGACUGACGUCCUAUGUUGUCAGAUUGGAUAUCACGCAUCUGUGUUGCCUCAUCUGCCACAACGAAAUUGUGAGCUUCGAUGAUAUGUUCGUUCACCUGAAUUCGGUGCACAAAAAAGAUUUGCACACUGACAUCCCAAACCAUAUACUGCCGUUCCGAUUUGUUGGAAACGGGUUCAAUUGCGUCCAAUGUCCGAAAACGUUCGAGCAUUUCAAGUUGGUAGCGGAGCAUAUGAGCGUGCAUUACCAGAACUACUUCUGCAUGACCUGCAACGCACCGUUCGUCAACAAACGGACGUUGCAGAACCACGCGAACAGGCACAAGAAGGGUGACUUCCCGUGCAGUCAGUGUCCGAAAAUAUUCGACACAAAUCGCAAGAAAUUGAACCACGAGAAAUUCGUACACGUCGGUGAUUAUAAAAGGAAGAAGUGUCCGUAUUGCCAGGAGAAGUUUACUAAUUACGCGAAGAAGCGAUCUCACAUGGCGGAGGAGCACGGCGCUGAGCCAUUGAUUGUGAAAUGCGAAAUUUGUGAGGAGAUAUUCCCCACUAGAGCGAGAAUGAGGUAUCACAAGCGACGUGAACACAUGGAAUGCACGUAUCCAUGUUCCGAGUGCCAUUUGAGCUUCUACACGCUUGUGGAGUUGGAGAAGCACAGGCUGAAGCAUUACACACCCGCGCAGGAGUACAUCUGCGACAUAUGUCAGAAGUCGUACGUGAGGAAGCACACGUUGCGCGAGCAUUUGAAACGGCACGCGAAAAUUGCGCGGAGAUUCAAAUGCGAACACUGCACCAGCCAUUUUAGUCAGAAAUCUAGCUUGAAGUCUCACAUGCAGUACAAACAUAAUUUGACUUUAGUUUAAUUUUUUUCGACGAUCUGUUUAGAUUUAGGGUUUCCACCAAAGAUGUGCGAAACGGCGGUGCAUUAGAGCGAAGUAUGUGUAAGCUAUAUGGAACGAUAUGCUUUUAACAAAUUUUAUUCGUCUCUGCUUAAGUCAGUAAAAUUAAGUAAGCUUUUCUUACGUGUUGAAUUCUGCACAUACUCGUACAUCUCUGAUUAGGAAGCAUUAGUAUUGAUAUAGUUGGUCCCUUGUAACAGGGGUGGCAAACUGUAGGAUGAUUUUCUCCUCUUAUCUACUCUAUCUAUUACAUUGAUGCAUUUAGAGACCACUAAUUUAGAAGGAGAAAGUCUUUAAGCACAACUGAGUUUGUUUUUUCGAGUGAUAAUAUACGUGCCAUAGGUUAGUCAUCCCUGCCCUACAAAUAAAAUAUGCUUACGUAGACUUUUAAUAAUAGUUAAGAAAAAUUUUAUCAAGUAUUAAUCAACUAAUGCUAAGUUACAUGAAGUUAAUUUCAAACUUUACAAUGAACUUGAAACUAAUUUAAUGAAAAGAACGUGUGAGAUUCAAAACAUUUCUUAUGAAAUUACUUUGAGUUUGUAAUUUGAAAUUUGGUUCAAGUAACAGUGUUAAUUUUUUAUUGAUCUCACCGUUGGUUUAAAUAUUACUUUUAAAAUUAUAUCAUGUAUAUUUAUAUUUAAAUCAUAGCGUAGAUAUUGGAAUAAUCAUUUAGUGAUUAUCUAAAUAAAUUUUAAACGAAAACCGCGUACAAUUGUAUAAGAUCAUAAGUAAAAAGAUUACGUAUAUAUAAUCUCUAAUAAAAAUAAGUGAAAAUGCAUAAAAUGACUGUUUAUUGAAGCCACCACCUCCUCGACGUUGAUCGAUGUCAGAUAUUUGAAAACGGCGCUCCCAACAAAAUGUUUAUCUAAGACAAAAAGCACAA